CUUAAAACUUAUUGACAUGACGAUAAUCCCAUCACUAAGACUAGAGCGCGCUUACCUUCAGGCUCGCGAGCACAGUUACUAUACAGUCUCCGCGUUUCUUCACACAGCUUUCGUGUGAGGGACUUUGGCGGGAAAACCAUCAAGGAUGAGCUCGUCUGUGGCAGAGCCAGACGCGCCCGAUCUAGUAUGCCAGAUCGACAAUGUCCAAGGCAUGGUCGAUGCCCUCUCCGCCGUCAGAUGGAAACGCAAUCAGGACGCGGUGGUCGAAUUGUCGGAGCAUGGUCUCGUUUUGGUCGUCGAGGAUACCGGUUGUCUCCAAGCCAAAGUUUAUCUUAAACGGGAGCUUUUUGUUAGAUAUGAUUAUAGUGCACAUGGGCGUCCUCGUUUUGGACUGAGCUUGGGGCUCUUUGUCGAUUGCUUGAACACAUUUUCAGUUCCAGGGCAAUCAAGCACACUUGAAAUCCAAUAUCCGGGGCCAGACAUGCAGCUCCUUCUCAGGUCUGUUGAUACACUGGGCGCCUGCAUUUAUGCGGAGAUCAGAACAAGAAUCCCUGAGACAAUUUCAUGGGACUACAACUUUGAACCUGCAGGAAGCACACCUCUCAGCUUUACUGUUAAGUCUGCAGCGCUGAAAGAAGCUAUUGAUGAUCUUGAAUGGCCGGGAUCAAGUAUCCAGAUUACUCUACAACCAGAUCCCCCCUGUGUCACCUUCAGAAGUGAAGGGCAUGGAGACUUGCAGAUAGACUUCAUGUAUCAUGCAAAUCCUGAUCUUCUGAAUGCCUUUCAAUGUGAUCACCAAGUUGCUUACAAGUAUAAAUACAAGUUCCUCCGAGCAACGACUUCAAAUCUACCAGGAAGUGUCAUUAAAGAUAACCGAGGAAGCAAGUUGACCAUUGGGAGGGGUGGAAUAUUGAAAGUUCAGCAUCUAGUUUCAGUUGCAAGAAUGUCUAAUCCACAAGCACAUAUUGUGUCUGCUGGAUAUCAGCAACCCAGUCGAAUUGCAUACAUCGAGUUCUUUUUGAAGCCUGAGGAAGAUGCAGACACAUAACCAUUAAGAAGCAAAUCUUGCUCAUUAGCUUACAGUAAUCAAGCCGACAUAUACUUUCCAUGUCAAGCUGACACUAGAUGUGUUCACACUGUCAUGAAGGGAUAUGUACAACCCAGCACACUUCUGUACCGUUUCGACAUUUUUGAUUUAGGGGAAAAUAUUUAGGAAUGGCCAAUGAUUCUUCUGUAAGUUCCAAUUUGAUCGCAUGUCCCCGAAGGGACAUGAUUCUUCUGAUGUAGCAGUAGCACCUCCACAUUCUUGCUCAGCUAGACUGAUAUAUGGUGUCAAUGCUGCUUUUUUUUUUUUUU
This is a messenger RNA of Tripterygium wilfordii, 1356 nucleotides long. RefSeq lists its product as uncharacterized. Gene Ontology annotation, biological process: DNA repair; DNA damage checkpoint signaling. The transcript is spliced from 7 exons. The coding region runs from base 146 to 1048 and encodes 300 amino acids. Gene Ontology annotation, cellular component: checkpoint clamp complex. The record is from RefSeq and is a predicted model, not a curated record. Lineage: Eukaryota; Viridiplantae; Streptophyta; Magnoliopsida; Celastrales; Celastraceae.